AAAGGGAAGUAAGUUUUCCAAGCAGCAUAAGAGGUAUGUUAACAAGACAUAUCUAAUUGUUGUCUUCAUAGGCUGUCAGAGGAUUCAAUGAAGUUAAGUACAUUAAAAAUGACAGGUACUAUAAACUUAUUAUGAUGUCUUGCACUUGUUGGAGGCUAGAAAAAUGUUCCAGGGUAAGUGGCACAAGCAGUACUGUGAGAACAAAGAUUACCAUUAAUGCUCAUUGCAAUGAUAAAUAACACUUGGAUUCUGCCAAAGGCUUCCAUUCUUCCAGCUGUUGCUCAUCUCUGAUGGAAUCACUAGCUGUCACUUGGUGGAUGUUACCUCCUUACUGCCCAGUAAUUAGCGAAAGCCUAGUAGAGCUUUCAUGGAAGGAUUGGGAGACUCUAAAGGCAAAGCAGGUCAACUUCUUUUAGCAUAACACCAAUAACGUAGCACUUUCAAGAGUGAAAAUAAUGAUUUUUUUAUCAAGUCUUUUUCUUCUGGGCAUAAGCGUGGUGAUUCUGCUUGUUUUUCAGACACUUGUUUUUUAAAGCAAAUGUAUGAGCUUUACAGAGAAGCUGAUGUGAGCAGAUAAGACUCUUCCACUGCUAUCACAUGCUUUACAAGAGGACUUGACCUUCGGAAGGAGACAGAAGAUGUCCUUUGCCCAGCAAACUGUCCUCUCUGGCAAUUUUAUGUCUUUGGGGAUGGUGUCUAUGCCUCUCUUUCCAGUGUCUGCGGAGCGGCCAUCCACAGAGGGGUGAUCACCAGUGCAGGAGGAGCUGUAACAGUACAGACUCUCCCAGGACAGGAGAACUACCCUGCUGUAAAUGCCAAUGGGAUCCAGUCUCAGAUGCUCGGUAGAUGGGCUUCAUCUUUCUCAGUGACUCGUACCGAGAACAUAGCACUUGAAGCAGUUGGACGAUCAAUAUCAACAGCACGUCCCUCUACAGGCAAAAGACCCAAGAAGCCCCUUGAGAAAAAGGUUGGAAACAAAGAUUGUAAAGCUGAUAUUGCAUUUCUCAUUGAUGGAAGCUACAAUAUCGGUCAGCGUAGAUUUAAUUUGCAGAAAAACUUUGUUGGAAAAGUAGCUGUGAUGUUGGGAAUUGGAACGGAAGGGCCUCAUGUGGGAGUCGUACAAGCCAGUGAGCAUCCAAAAAUUGAAUUCUAUCUGAAAAACUUUACUGCUGCAAAAGAUGUUUUGUUUGCCAUAAAGGAAUUAGGGUUCAGAGGAGGCAAUUCUAAUACAGGGAAAGCUUUGAAGCACACAGCUCAAAAAUUCUUCUCUUUGGAAAAUGGAGCACGUAAAGGAAUUCCCAAGAUCAUCGUAGUGUUCUUAGAUGGCUGGCCCUCCGAUGAUAUAGAAGAAGCUGGUAUAGUGGCCAGAGAAUUUGGGGUCAAUGUAUUCAUUGUCUCUGUAGCAAAACCCACAACUGAGGAGCUGGGAAUGGUGCAAGACAUUGCUUUUGUUGACAAAGCUGUCUGUCGAAAUAAUGGCUUCUUCUCUUACCAAAUGCCCACCUGGUUUGGUACUACCAAAUACGUAAAACCUCUUGUCCAAAAACUGUGUUCACAUGAGCAAAUGCUGUGUAGCAAGACAUGCUACAACUCCGUCAACAUAGGUUUUUUGAUAGAUGGUUCUAGCAGCGUUGGAGACAGCAACUUCCGCCUCGUGCUUGAAUUCAUCAGUAAUGUUGCAAAAGCUUUUGAGAUCUCUGAUAUUGGUUCCAAGAUUGCAACCGUGCAGUUCACAUAUGAUCAACGUACUGAGUUCGGCUUCACCGACUACACCACAAAAGAAAAGGUUCUCUCUGCUAUCCAAAACAUUCGUUACAUGAGUGGUGGCACUGCUACCGGUGAUGCCAUUUCUUUCACAACAAGAAAUGUAUUUGGGCCAAUGAAAGAUGGACCCAACAAGAAUUUCCUUGUUGUUUUGACUGAUGGUCAGUCUUACGAUGAUGUCAGAGGGCCUGCUGCUGCUGCACAAAAAGCAGGAAUUACAAUCUUCUCUGUUGGUGUUGCCUGGGCACCUGUGGAUGAUUUGAAAGACAUGGCUUCUGAACCAAGAGAAUCUCAUACUUUCUUCACUAGGGAGUUUACAGGAUUGGAGCAGAUGGUUCCUGAUAUUAUCAGAGGCAUCUGUAAAGAUUUUUUGGACUCUAAACAAUAAUGCAAAAAGCUGCUGUUGGAUAUUACUUCUUUGAAACUAAAAUCAGGAAACUGAGAUGGUCCCUCUAAAGUACAAAUGUUUUAUUCUUAUAAUAUUCCAUCCUAAUAUAAGGGAUAAGUUACGACGGGCUACGUUCUGUUUCUGUGGUCAAUCAAAGAUUCUUGUGAGCUCAUUAGAAGUUGUAUUUGACAUGGGAAUGCAGAAUUUGGCCAACAACUAUUAUUUUCAAUACCUGUAUAGUAUCUUUCUUACACUUAAGGCUAUUAGAUAUCAACUGUAUGUAUAUAAAGAAAACAUAACAGAGCUCUGAAACUUGCGCUGUCAGUUACUAGAUGUCUUUUCAUGCGUUAAAAUUAAUAUAAUUUUAAAUACACAGCACUAACUUCUAUGAGCCUUCUGUAGCUUAAGAUUCUGUAUCUUUUCCAGGAGUUCUCUUGAUAGUGUGAAUAUAAAACUAGCCAUGGGAUAACAGCCAAGAUUUUUUUAGUGCUUCAGUUGUGCAACAUCCACUGCUGCCAAGCAGUCUAUUAAGAAGAUGGAUGACAGAUUGUAGCUAGACGGUCUGUUUUUACCAGUUGAGAUUUUGCUAUUUUGAAUGGUACUGCCAAUCUGGUAGGCAGACUUUACAUUAAAAGACUAUCUCACUUCUACCCAUUUCUACCAAUCAGUGCUCUUGGGUACUUUUGGCACAGACUUUCAAUGGUAUUUAAGCACUGUAGUUUCUUUUGAGGAUCUGGGUUCUAACAUAUUAAGUGUUACUACUGCCUACUACACCAAUGAAGUCAGUAGCGAUAUUCCUACUGCAUCUGAUAAUAUGGAUUUUUCCUCUCUACUGCCUUGAUUUUACAAAGUUGUUACUGGCUAAACAAAGUUCAAGACAGGGAUCUUUGGCAAAGAGAUUAAAUUAGACUGUGUACUGGAAACUGAAAGCAUUUAAAUUGAAAUCCAAAAUUAUCUUAAGCCUUGAAACUUAACUGGUUUAUAUCAGAUUACUUAGAUGGCUAGAAGACAAAAAAGUAGUCAGAGACAUAGGUGGAAACUGUUAAUUCACAGCAUAACAAUUUUCUAAUGCUAGUAAAAACUUUUUUUAAAAUGUGUGAAGUUUUCUGAGGAUGGCAAAAAUAGUUUUCUGCAAAAAUGACUUUAAAUUGAUUACAUACCUGGUAAUGUGCUGAUAUGCUGUUUGUAUGUGGUUUAAGUGAUACAAUAAUUCACUGAGUUCUUCCUGAUGCCUGGAGAGAACAAUGGACUUUAAGUAUUUUUUAGAUAAUUCUUUUUUUGCAAGUAAAGUAUGCAGUAGCAAACAAAAGCAGCACUUUCCCGUUCAGCUAUCAAUUGAGGGUUCCCUUUUGUUGUUUUUUUUUUGUGCUAUUGAAUGUAAAAUUCUUAGUAGUUGUGAAUGGUACAGAAGGGAUCGUAUUUAUCAAGCUUUUGUAGUGUAUUUUUUUUAAUAACUUAUGACUGGCUAUAUAUUACACUAAACAUGAAUGGCAAGGAUGCCUUGUAUUUUUCUAUUGAUUGCUAACCUUAAUUUUGUUAUGUGUUUAUAGCUAUUGCUGUAUAAAUUCAUAUGCAAUAUCAACUUUGUGCAAAAAUUUAAUUAAUUUAGCUAAAACUUAUUACAGAAGUAUACACAUUGCAAGAAAACUGGGAUUGCAGCUAUCUAUUUUAAUAUGCUGUAAUGUACAAGUCUAUGAUGAAGCUCAUGUAGCAGAGCUUGAAUAAGUCAGGUUUAUGUAAUGUGUGCUUUACAGUUUGUAUUAGUUUUAAUCUCUAAAUUGCAAACAAAAAAAAAAAGGAAAGAAAGAAAUCCCAACUCAAAACUCAAAAACUCCAACUCCAGAAGAGUUAUGUAAUAACCAGCCAAAAAAAAUAUUUGCAUCAAAAGCAAACAACUGUACUUCUUUACAACUUAACAUAGCAAUUUUGGGGGGAGGUGAGAGUGGGGGGAGUGGCACACAUGAAGCAGAAUAGUUUCAUCAAAACAAUAGUUUCUCCUACAACUGUUCUUAAUUACUGCUAUUUGCAUUUCAUAUUGCUGUUGUCACAUAAGUCCUCUCUUCUACUAUGUCCCCAUGCAAUGCAGAUAUUGUAUUCAUUUUCAUCUCUAUUCUGAAGAGAGCUGACAACAUUUUAAGCCUAGAUUUUAGGCCGUCUUUUUAGUGGGACAACUCACUAUCUUUACUAAGCUCUAUCAAAGUCACUGCUUUUUAAAUGCAGUGUUCUAGUUUUUCAGCACUUUCCUUCAUUUCAUUAGGCUCAAGGGUAUCUUAGCUUCAGAAAGCAUUGAAGCCACAAAAAUCCCAGAAAAUUUCUCUGUUGCACUCAAGUGCCACAGAAGGCCUGAGCACAUUGUUAAAGAUUCGAGUUGAUCUUCUUUGAUAAAGUGUCUGGAACUGGAGACUUAGGUCCUCAGCCCAGUAGAAUCAAUCCAAGGACUUACUGACUGGCUUUGGUUUGGACCUUGGACAGUAAAUACCUAGUUUUUCUGAGAAGUGGAAGUAGAAAAUGGUUGAACAGCUUGCAAUCAACUGCCAUUCAAAUAUAGACAUGAAGCAUAUGGAAGCUUCCACUGAACAGUUUGUAAUUUAACUGUGAAUAAUUUUCCAGUUAUAUAUAUCUAUCAACUGGAGCAUGCAUUCUUUUUUUCUCUUUGGCUUCAAUAGGAAUUUUGCCUCUGGCUUCAGCUGAAGGAACAAUAGGUCCUGAAAAUCUGCAGUCCAAAGGCUUAAUUGCUUGUUUGAAGAAAACUGCCCACUAUAAGUUUAAUCUCAUUAGGAUCAAAAUUUUCUUUCAAACAAUCAAGUUUGGUUAGUGAAGUAUUCUUGAUCAUGAACCAAUUUCUUUGCCUGAAGGGUAUUUAUUAAGUAAUGGUUUUUAUUACUCUAAAAUUUAUUUACAUUUACCUGUGUCUAAAUACAAAUGAAUGCUGUGUCUUUACUGUUCUUCUUUACAUCCCAGAACUGGAGUAGUCUGCAAAUCCUAGCAGGGUCAGCCGAACUCUAGCCAUCCCAUCAUAAUAAACUCUGACACAUCAAGGGA
Molecule: messenger RNA, 5194 nt
Organism: Dromaius novaehollandiae (emu)
Lineage: Eukaryota; Metazoa; Chordata; Aves; Casuariiformes; Dromaiidae
Gene: COCH
Product: cochlin
Exons: 10
Coding region: 836-2152 (438 amino acids)
Source: RefSeq, a predicted model, not a curated record